Molecule: messenger RNA, 481 nt
Organism: Trichomycterus rosablanca
Lineage: Eukaryota; Metazoa; Chordata; Actinopteri; Siluriformes; Trichomycteridae
Gene: rpl36a
Product: ribosomal protein L36A
Exons: 5
Coding region: 101-421 (106 amino acids)
Biological process (GO): translation
Cellular component (GO): cytosolic large ribosomal subunit; ribosome
Molecular function (GO): structural constituent of ribosome
Source: RefSeq, a predicted model, not a curated record
UGGCGCCAUUUAACAACGUCUUUACUGUGCGCGCGACCCGGAGAUAAACCCGCACGCGCCUCCUCUGCUUCCUCUUUCCUCCUGCGUUACGAGGGCAGCCAUGGUGAACGUACCGAAGACCCGCAGGACCUACUGCAAGAAAUGCAAGAAACACCAGCCUCAUAAAGUCACCCAGUACAAGAAGGGCAAGGAUUCGCUCUACGCCCAGGGUAAGAGGCGUUACGACAGAAAGCAGAGCGGUUACGGUGGACAGACGAAGCCUAUCUUCAGAAAGAAGGCUAAAACCACAAAGAAGAUCGUGCUGAGGCUGGAGUGUGUGGAGCCCAACUGCCGCUCUAAGAGAAUGCUGGCCAUUAAGAGGUGCAAGCACUUCGAGCUGGGAGGAGACAAGAAGAGAAAGGGCCAGGUCAUCCAGUUCUAAACUGGGCCGUGGAAUUCGUGGUUUUCCAUCCGUCAAUAAAAUGACUACAAAAAAAAACAA